This is a messenger RNA of Plutella xylostella (diamondback moth), 1483 nucleotides long. NCBI's taxonomy places the organism in Eukaryota, Metazoa, Arthropoda, Insecta, Lepidoptera, Plutellidae. The record is from RefSeq and is a predicted model, not a curated record.
UAUUUGACAAUAACUUUAUUUUAUAGUGGUAGCAUUCAAUUAAAUUAGGCCACAAGUUUCUUAACUCUUUUGUUACGUUAUGGUGUGUUAAUGUAUUUGCUCCGUGUUUAUAGUGCAACGUUGAGAUUAGUUCGAAGCAUGAGUUCACUAAAAAGCGAAGCGCUGGUGCCAGUUGGUGUUCGUGGAAUGACAGUUCUGGAUCGCGAUAAAUUCAGCCUUGACGUAACGAUCCCCGUGCUGAAGGUUGGAGAAGACUUAGUAGCCAAGACGGUGCAGUAUCCACACACUGCGAUGCCGCAGCCAAGUGAGGACGUCAGCACAAUGGAUACCUGUGAGGCUGAUUACAAUCAGGUCUUACAAGAGUCUCAAAAUGUCCUUCGUCAGUGUUUCAAAGAGUAUGCGCUAGACGAGACAUUUCUUACGUUCAACGGCGGCAAAGACUGCACGGUUCUUCUGGACAUCGUCAUAGAGCUGCUCAAGGACAUCCACCAGACAGACUCGGCAGAACUGAUCAAAGUUAUGUACAUUAGAACUGGCAGCCCGUUUAGGGAAUUAGAGGAAUUCGUUCAACAAAUUGAGCAACACUUUGGCAUAAAACUCGUAGUAACUGAAGGGGAUAUGAAGGAAAGUCUAGCCAGGAUAUUAGAAGAGGACAAAAGAUUGAAAGUGUGCCUUAUGGGAACGAGACGCACGGAUCCGUACAGCCAGGAUAUGAACUUUAUGCAGGAGACAGAUGCAAAUUGGCCUAAAUUGAUGAGAGUUUCGCCCCUUCUUAACUGGAAUUAUCAUCAGAUAUGGAGUUACAUAAGAGAAAGAAACGUACCAUACUGCAGCCUAUAUGACCAAGGAUACACGUCAAUAGGUAGCACGCUGAACACUUGGCCGAAUCCAUCCUUAGCAUACAAGGACAGCUCAGGAAGAAUAUCUUAUUUGCCGGCGUGGAAACUCGAGGAUGGAUCGCUAGAACGACAGGGCCGAGGAACCAAACCUACUCUGAACCUUAAAUCAUUAGCAAACGGUCACGAAUCGAAUGUACAAAUUGAAGAUGGCAACACCAAUGGUACUAAAUAAAUUUGGAUUGUAGCAUCGAUUGGUUCAAAUAAGAGGCUGUUAUAUCUGUAGAAUAUUUUAUAGAGAUUGUGAUCCCAGUGAAAUAUAAUAUUUAUCUAUGUGAUAUGAUUUUAAGAGACUCAAUACAGUCUCGAAGCAGCUAUGAAGGAUGAUAUUUAGCGUUAGUUAAAAAUUCAAAUGUAGGUACUUAAAAUAGAGAACCGAUAUACUUAAUUUGUGAUUAAUUUGAAUAUAAUGUAAUGCAGAUGAUUAUGACGACAUUGCUCUCGCCCUCUGUGAAUUUAAUCUAGGUACAAAUUAAUUUAAUUAUGUUUUAGAUAUUUAUUUAUUUGCCACUUUAAACUUCUAGCCGAAUUUUAUUUUUAGGUUGUGGAGGCACGUUUUAUCGAAUAAAACAUUUAUUUAUCUAUAA